AUGACAGAAUGUGAUGGCUAUUUCAAGAAGUCGCUCUUCUUGGUGGGUGAAAUUGGUGAAGUCGAUUACAGUUUUCCCUUAUUAAUGAAUGGGGACAUUCAACUUGCAAAAACGAUCGUAUCACCAGUGGUGAAACGCAUCACUGAUGCAACUCGCACGUUGAUACAAGAAGGCGCAGUGGAAGUGGUGGUGGCAGGACUUCUCCCUAUGGGUUGUUGUCCGGCUUCCAUGACGUCGCUAUUAACCUUUGCCAAUUCGGACAACGACUUCGAAGAAACCAGAUGCUUGAAGGCGCCUAAUGAGAUUGCCAGAUAUCACAACAAGCAACUUCAAUUGUCUUUGCAGACAUUGAGCAAAGAUUUUCCACUUGCUAAGAUUAUAUAUGCUGACUACUUCAAUGCGGGGAUGCUACUCUAUAAGCGGCCACAAGAUUUCGAAUUCUGUAGCGAGACUUUAACAGCAUGUUGUGGCGGAGGCGGACCAUUCAACGUCAAUGUCUCGUCUUGGUGUGGGUCUCCUGGCUCAACUGUAUACCCGAGGCCGGCAACUUUUAUCAGCUGGGAUGGGAUACAUUUAACUGAUGCAGCUAACGGGAUCAUAGCAAAGAAACCGGAAAUAUUCAGGGCAGUGGGGACUUGGUCUACCGAGUUUACAUGGCCUGAUGUGGCUUUGAGAGGGAAAGCAAUCCAUAUUGUGUUGCUGAAGUUGCUAUGGCAUGCGUAUUUGUACUUUGUUUGGAAGGAGAGAAAUGUUGUACUAUACUGUCAAGAGUCUCCCUCUGUUGAUAGGGUCUGGGGAUUGAUUGAGAAUGCCGUCAGGAGCAGCAGACGGUUGGGAGUUCCAAAUAUGCAGAGGAAAGUCGCGAAGGGCUAUCAAAGAAGAUGUUUGGCAGCUUGA
Messenger RNA from Punica granatum (pomegranate), 897 nucleotides. NCBI's taxonomy places the organism in Eukaryota, Viridiplantae, Streptophyta, Magnoliopsida, Myrtales, Lythraceae. The record is from RefSeq and is a predicted model, not a curated record.